AUGAGUGAUUUAGGCCAAGUUGAAGUACUGGGGAAAACAUCACGGAAGCCACACCGGAAGACCCGGACCGGCUGUGCCGUCUGCAAGAAGAGGCGGAUCAAGUGCGACGAAAACAAGCCAGCAUGCCGGAACUGCCUGCUUUUUAAUGUGGGCUGCACAUACUCAUCGGUCCGCCCAGCAGUGUCUGGCGAACGUCUGAUAUUUCUUGUCAAUGAUGGUCCCGGGCCACACCGGGGACGCGGCCGCCCGAGGACAAAUUGGCCCGAAAGGGCUUCGGCCAUUGUCAAGGUUGCAUCACCUUACAACAGUCUCUGCGCGGCCCUCCCAUCGUUAGUAGAAGGUACCCGAGCAUACAGUAUGCUUCUGGAAUGUCUCAAAUGGACAGGCGAUACCACCGUGAUGACUUCCCGUGAACAAAUUAUCAGGAAGGGUCCUAGCACAGUACUAGGCAUGUCUUACCCAUUCAUCUUCGACCUCGUACGCUCCGUUGUCGCAUCUCAUCUCGUACAACAGCUUCCUCAACACCGCGAGCACUUUCGCGCACUAGCAGACAGUUAUUCUUCUCCUGGAAUACGCGGACUGACUGAAUUAUUGCCCCAUCUGGAUGCUAAAAACGCUCAUGCGAUCUUCGCCGCAGCCGCGCUCGUGUGCAUAACCAUUUUAGCCCAAGGGCCUCGGGAGGGGGAGUACCUGUUUUUCAAUGACGGGGAUUCCCUCACCUGGAUCCAGCUUCUGAAAGGCCUCAAGUCUAUCCCCGGCGCCGUGGGAGUUGAUCAAGUGUUCUCCGGGCCGUUGAGAAGUUUUUCAUGCGGUAAAACGCGAGUUGACAGGCCGGCUGUCGAGAUACUCCACCUUCAAACCCUAGACUGGGUUGGCCAGUUUAUCCGGCUACGAGACUUUAUAGCGCACUCUAAUAACGCUACUCGGGUAGCAGACCUGGAAGCGCUCGAGGGCUUAGAGCUGUGCUAUGAGGCAAACUGGGGAAGGGCAGACGGGUCUUAUGAAGGCGACGUCAUGAAUAAAUGGGCUUUUACCUGGGCUUAUCACUUGCAGGACGAUUUUGUGCGCCGAUUACAAAAGAAGAGCCCAAUGCCUCUGGUAAUCCUUGCUCAUUUCGCGGUUCUACUAAAAACCUUGGAACAUGUUUGGUGGAUCGCAGGUUGGCCACAGCACAUCGUCUCAGGGAUCCACGCAAUGAUAGACCGAGGAUACCUACACUGGCUGGAGUGGCCUGCACGGGCUUUAGCUAUCGUUUUGCAGAUGUGUCUAUAA
Messenger RNA from Colletotrichum truncatum, 1272 nucleotides. RefSeq names its product Sterol regulatory element-binding protein ECM22-like protein 1. Lineage: Eukaryota; Fungi; Ascomycota; Sordariomycetes; Glomerellales; Glomerellaceae. Gene Ontology annotation, molecular function: DNA-binding transcription factor activity, RNA polymerase II-specific; zinc ion binding. Gene Ontology annotation, biological process: regulation of transcription by RNA polymerase II. The record is from RefSeq and is a predicted model, not a curated record.